This is a messenger RNA of Cricetulus griseus (Chinese hamster), 3807 nucleotides long. NCBI's taxonomy places the organism in Eukaryota, Metazoa, Chordata, Mammalia, Rodentia, Cricetidae. The record is from RefSeq and is a predicted model, not a curated record.
AUGGAGCCGGAGGAUCAAGAGGGAAGGGAGCCAAGAGACUCCCAGGAGCCCACCCGGGAUGGGAUCCCCAGGGAAGCUGGUAGGGUGGAGGGGCCAGGAGUCUCUGAAGAUGUAGAUGUGGCGAGGGCCUCUGAGGAGGCAAGACAGGUAGAGGGGCCUGAAGUCUCCCUGGCUGUAGACAUGUCGAGGGUCCCCGAGAGGGCAAGAAGGGUGGAAAGACCUGGAGUCUCCAGGGAUGAGAGCAUAGUGAGGAUCUCUGAGGAUUAUCAGGUGGAAAUCCUGGAGGAGGGAGGAAAAAGAAUGGAUCUGCUGAGCGUCCAGGAGCCAGAAACUGGGGAUGAGUCUUGGCUGUCCCGAGAUACCAGCGAAAUUGGGGUCUCUAAGAUCAAAGUGCCAGGAAAGUCGAAAGGGAAGCAGAGGAUUCGCCAGCGUGAACUGGUGCAGCCGCAGAGUCAAGAAAGUUAUUCAGGCCAGGGUAUCCAGGAUGAGGGCAAGUACUUAGAGUCCUAUAUGGAGGGGACAGUGCAGCGCUAUCGUUCACGGACAGUGAAGCACAAAGGCUUAACUGACAGUCUGCUGGACCGCCGCAGUAGUCAGGGCAAGUACCGCCUGGAAAGGAAGCCUAGCCUGAGGAUCCUUGCUGAAUCUUUGGCUUCCCGCCGCUCGUCCUUGGCACCUCACACGUCCCUGGCUACUGGCUCAUCCCAGGCUGCUCCCAAGUCAUCUCUAGCUUCCCGGAUGUCUCCCCGGGUGUCCGUGGGUCUGGACUCACCCUUUUCUAGCACCUUAAGGGGUGAAAGCUCCAGCUGUGUACAGGUGCCAGACAUGCAAUACCGGCGGCCUACCAUCCGCUUCAGCCUCCGCCCCAAGGCAUCUCGCCGCCUGUCACAGCGGUCUGACACCCCCUGCGUCUCGCUCAUCAGUGCCUUCAACGAGCUGGCAAAGAUGGGCGACCCGGACCUGCUGGAGAUGGUGGAGGAGGAAGGUGUGGGUCUCUGUCCCGGGAACGUUCGCAGCGCGGCUAGUCCGCGCUGCGCUUGCCAGAAGGUGGGUAACAUUCUACGCCCCGCGAUGUCCCCGGAUGCACCUGCGCACCCGGGACCUGCAACCUGCUUAAGAGCCAAAGAAAUAGACAAUGCUUUCCAAAUGAGUGAGCGUAUGGGCACCAGAGACACCAGCUCUCUAAUCUCUAGAGAGCCAGAGCCAUCGAAUCGAUUCAAUUUGUUCCUGCGGAGGCGUCUUAUGUUCCAGAGAAGUGAACAAAGCAAAGAUUCGAUCUUCUUCCGAGAUGGAACUAGGCAGAUCGACUUUGUCCUUUCCUAUGUGGAAGAUACGAAAAAAGACUCAGAACUAAAGGCAGAAAGAAGACGUGAGUUUGAACAAAAUCUCAGAAAAACAGGUCUGGAGUUGGAAAUCGAAGACAAAUCGAACUCUGAAGAUGGAAAAACCUUUUUUGUGAAGAUCCAUGCCCCAUGGGAGGUCCUACUCACUUAUGCUGAAGUGCUGGGAAUCAAGAUGCCUAUUAAGUUGAGCGACAUCCCAAGGCCAAAUUACCUACCCCUGAGUUACAUGCUCGGGCCAGUGAAGCUCCCAGCCACUGUGAAGUACCCUCACCCUGAGUAUUUCACUGCCCAGUUCAGCAGACCCCGUCAGGAGCUCUUCCUCAUUGAAGACGAGGCCACUUUCUUUCCAUCCUCAACAAGAAACAGAAUUGUUUACUAUAUUCUGUCACGAUGCCCUUUUGGAGUAGAAGAGGGGAAGAAAAAGAUUGGGAUUGAAAGACUGCUAAACUCGAGCACUUACUUAUCUGCCUACCCACUCCAUGAUGGCCAGUAUUGGAAGCCAUCAAAAUCUCCUACUCACAUUAAUGAGAGAUACAUCCUUCGCCAGAACUGGGCUCGGUUUUCCUACUUUUACAAGGAACAACCUUUAGAUUUGAUUCGGGAUUAUUAUGGAGAAAAAAUCGGAAUCUAUUUUGUGUUUCUUGGGUAUUACACAGAAAUGCUGUUGAUUGCGGCUCUUGUUGGCUUAGCCUGUUUCAUCUAUGGCUUGUUAUCAAUGGAAAAUAACCAAACUAGCAUGGAAAUCUGUGACCCUAACAUCGGAGGUCAGAUGAUCAUGUGUCCACUUUGUGAUGAAGUGUGCGAUUACUGGAGACUGAACACUACGUGCUUGCAUUCAAAGUUCUCCCAUCUGUUUGAUAAUGAGUCAACCGUGUUCUUUGCAAUCUUCAUGGGGAUCUGGGUCACACUGUUUCUGGAGUUCUGGAAACAGCGACAAGCCAGGCUUGAGUAUGAGUGGGAUCUGGUGGACUUUGAAGAAGAACAGCAGCAGCUCCAGCUGCGGCCUGAGUUUGAAGCCAUGUGUAAACUGAAGAAGAUGAAUCCUGUGACGAAGGAGAUGGAGCCAUACAUGCCUCUGUGCCAUCGCAUACCAUGGUACUUUGUGUCAGGGACCACAGUGACCUUUGGGAUGGGUCUCCUCCUCAGCAGCAUGGUGUCCAUCAUUGUGUAUCGCCUGUCAGUCUUUGCCACCUUUGCCAGCUUCAUGGAGAGUGAAGCCACCUUACAGAAUGUAAAGAGCUUCUUCACCCCCCAGCUGGCCACCAAUCUCUCUGGAUCAUGUCUGAAUUGUAUUGCCAUCUUGAUCUUGAAUUUUUUUUAUGAGAGGAUAUCUGCCUGGAUUACAAAAAUGGAAAUCCCUCGAACUUACCAGGAGUAUGAGAGCAGUCUCACUCUGAAGAUGUUUCUCUUCCAGUUUGUGAACUAUUACUCAGCUUGCUUUUACGUGGCCUUCUUUAAAGGGAAGCUCGUGGGCUAUCCUGGGAAGUACACAUAUAUGUUUAACUUAUGGAGAAGUGAAGAGUGUGAUCCUGCAGGUUGUCUGGUAGAGCUGACAACCCAGCUAACUAUCAUCAUGAUUGCGAAACAACUUUUUGGAAACAUCCAUGAAGCCUUCCAACCCUUAAUUUUUAAUUGGUGGAGACGCCGAAAAUCCCGAACCAACUCUGAGAAACUAUACAGUCGCUGGGAGCAAGAUAAUGACCUUCAGGUUUUUGGACAACUUGGGCUAUUCUAUGAGUACUUGGAAACAGUUAUCCAGUUCGGGUUUGUCACGCUGUUUGUGGCCUCCUUUCCCUUGGCCCCCCUAUUCGCUCUCAUAAACAACAUUAUGGAAAUCCGAGUGGACGCCUGGAAGCUGACAACUCAGUACAGGAGACCUGUAGCUGCGAAAGCUCACUCAAUAGGUAUCUGGCAGGACAUUCUCUAUGGAAUGGCCAUUGUCUCUGUUGCAACUAAUGCCUUCAUUGUUGCGUUCACAUCUGACAUCAUCCCACGGUUAGUUUACUUCUAUGCUUACUCAAAGAAUUCCACGGAGCCCUUGAGUGGAUAUGUCAAUAACAGCCUGUCAGUGUUCCUGAUAGAUGACUUCCCCAACCACACAGUACCCAUGGGGAAAAAAGACUUCAUCACUUGCAGGUACAGAGAUUACAGGAACCCUCCUGAUCAUGAGAACAAGUAUGUCCAUAACAUGCAGUUCUGGCAUGUCCUUGCGGCCAAGAUGACCUUCAUCAUAGUAAUGGAACACAUCGUGUUUCUGUUUAAAUUCUUAUUGGCCUGGAUGAUACCGGAUGUCCCAAAAGAUGUCAUAGAGAAAAUCAAACGAGAAAAGUUAAUGACUGUCAAAAUUAUUCAUGACUUUGAGCUCAACAAGUUGAAAGAAAACUUGGAUUAUGAAUAUAGUAACUUUAUUAGGAAUGACACAGUGGAAGACAACGGAACCCUGAGCAACAAAACCUCCAUCUAA